CUAUACGUGAUCCGACUCAAGCCAUUCCUCUGUGACGCGUUCGAAGGCUGCCGUCAACAUCGCAUCGUCGACACGGAAACCCGUCAGCAUAUGCGAAGCGCCGCUUGUAUCAAGGCGGAUCCCGGUGCACCCCUCUUUCGAGGCUGUUUUAACCCUGUACGCCAUCUGGCCCGCUUGACACCAUGCCAGACGACGAAUCCCCCCUUGAGUAUCCUUCCGGCGGUCCUGCCGGGGAAAUAAUGUCAUGCAUCUCCUGCAGAAAUCGAAAGCUCAAGUGUGACCGCACCAAGCCUCGGUGCAACCGCUGCGAGAGGGCCGAGUCUGAGUGCAUCUAUCCCGAGUCUCGCAGGAAGCCGACCUUCAAGCGGCCCAGCGUGAAAGAGCUCGAAGCUCGCCUAGCUCAAGUCGAGGUGCUCCUGAAGGAGGUAGGCGAGAAGAGGUCUUCUCACGAAAAGGCUGCCGAGCCGGCCGAGAUCCCACCCUCAGAGAUCCCGCCCGCCGAGAUCCUGCCCGCCGAGGUGCCGGCAGCCGAACAUGGUGGCAUCCUGGGUAUGGGCUUUGAGGAACCCGAUAUCUUUCUGGGCCCGUUUUCCGAUGACGCCUCAUUCCCGUUCCAGCCAGACCCGCCGGCGACGGCGCCGGUGGAAAGUUCAGAUGGCCAAGACCCGCACAGUAGCAUCCCUCUCGAUGGGAAACUCAUCGACCUCGGGGGGGUAUUCGAGAGCCUGCCUCCUUUCGAGGUGAUGGAGGAACUCAAUCGCCUGUUCUUCGAGCACCACCAGCCUCUCCUCCCUAUCAUCCACCCCUGCCGUUAUCAGCAGGCCUUCCAUUCGGCCCCGCAUAUGAAGCCACCGAUGUGUCUCCAAUAUGCGAUAUGGGCUCUCACUACCAGCGGUUAUCCUAGAUACGAAGCCUGCCAUGACAUCUUCUACCGGCGGGCCCGGCAGUACGCCGAGUUAGACGAAUUGAAGGGCCACGGCGAGCAUUUCAUCACGGUAGCCCACGCUCAAGCAUGGUGCGUGAUUGCUACUUACGAAGCCAAGAAUACGAUGUUCACUCGGGCCGCCAUGAGCUGCUCGAGAGCGGUCCGCUUAGUGUCAAUGAUGGGUCUCCACCGACUCGACGGUGCCUCCGAGGAGAUAAGUCCGGCUCUACUUCCCCCUAGAGAUUGGAUCGAAUUGGAGGAACGGCGGCGAGUCUUCUGGGGAGUUUUUGGUAUCGACAGUCACUGUUCCAUCUCAACCGGCUGGCCGCAGCUCAUCGAUGUUUCCGAGAUUACCACUCUGCUUCCCGCCUCCGACUCCGCAUUCAAUAGGGGAGAACCAGAACAGACAACCAGUCUCCACGAUGCCUUCAAGGGAAGAGUAUAUUCAUCCUUCGCUGGGGCUAUUCUAGUCUGUCACAUAUUCAAUCAAAUCCUCAAACAUGUUAACAAGCCCAAACCCAACGAUAAUCCCGAUAAUUAUGAGUAUGGUGAAUACUGGCAACGGCACCGUGAGAUUGACAACACGUUGUCGAGCGCGUUCAUGAAUAUGCCGGAAUCCUUUCGGCUGCCCGAAAACUACCGUGACCUGAUAGCCGUACAUACGAACCUCAACCUACACGCCUCCAUUAUAUGUUUGCACCAUUCGGCAAUAGAUGCCAUAAAUACUUUUAGUCUGCCCGAUUUCGCGAAGAAGGCUAGCGAGGCCCGCUUGACCGCGGCGGCUCGGGAGAUCGUCUACAUAAUUAAGCUGACCAGCCAGGUUAAUUUGUACCCUAAAAGCCCGCUGGCUGCACUAUCGCUUUACUGCGCCGCCACGGUCUUUAUCUACCUAUGUAAGGAAUCACCAACAGGUGCUAACCUUAGCGAUCUUCAUUUUAUCAUCGCUACUAUGGACGGUCUUUCGGAAGAGCAUGUUAUCACCCGUUUCUUCCUCCAUCAGCUGGUCCUCGACAUAGAGCGAAAUGAUCUAGGGCAUAUUGUAAAGCUUCCGUCCCUAAGCAAUUUGAGCGCAGAGGAUAGGGCCAAUGUUCCUCAUAACAUACCUCUGCUCGCUCGGUGUGCAAUAUCGCGGCAUAGUCAAGUCCUGCCACCAUUGCCUGGACGCUUGCCGCUGGGGAGGCCACUAGGAAAAGUCAUCCCCGUGGAUAAUCGAUGUGACUACGCAAGUUGGACAACGCCCCCCCUUAUUUUCGAGGAUCCCUCACCAGAGAGCGACUAUAGCCGUAGCAACAAGCGGAAGCGUAAUUCGCCAUCUUCUGGUAUCCAUGCCGCGGACGGUGAUGCUGAGACCUGUACUCAGUUCCUAGCCGGGAAUGGAUCUAAUGCCGAAGCGUCAUGCGCAUCCUCGGCCCAUCCAUCGCCUGCGGAAGCCUUCGUCGGCGGUAGCAACGCCGCUGCAACUUCUGUACCGACGUCUCAUGCCUUCUUCUCCGAUGUGGGGGGUCCGUCGAUGCAACACGUGGACCUACCGCAUGGCACGGGCCCCCCCGUCGUCAAUGGAGACAUUGCAUCUACGUUACAGCAGGAUAACAUAGGCGGCGGCGGUAGCGGCGGCGGCAUCAUUCACGGUCUUGGCUCUAGCAGCCCCUCUGCCAACAUCAGAGCCGCCCUCACCGUGCUCCGGAGCAUGGACCCGAGGCCUCUCUUCGCGCCGCCCACCCGCGAACACGACCAGACGCAAAUGCCUACAGGGGCGGGGAACGGUGCCGAAGUCGGUGCCAACGGCUGGUAUAUGGCCGGCGCCUCUCCGCGGACGCAAUUUGCGUACGGCGGGGACGCUAGUACCGCCACCGCCAACCCCAACGCGCAUCUACACUGGCGCGCGAGCGGGACCAGCAGCGAACAUCCGGGAAACCCGUAUCGGAACUUUCCGUGGGGCCUGAUGGGCGGCUAGAGCGGAAGGGGGGAGGAUAAGGAGAGAGCGGGGCGGGAAACGGAGGGAGCGGGGUCAACGCAGUCAAAGGAAAGACAGGGCGCAUAUUCAGAGCGUGGGUUAAUACCCCCCGGGAUACGGCGCCAUGGUAUAUGCAUCUAUCCUCCCUAGAUCUUGGAUAUUUGGAGUUUAGGUAUUUUUAGAGCUCAUCAAACCACCUUAGUUUCUUCGAUGUGACCUUAUGAGAUACUGAAUAUGUAGCACGGUGACUCAUUCUUCAGCUUCAUGGUUCCCGCCGCCUAUUCUGCUGACCUAGGUACCACAGGGCAUCUUACAGUUACUCGAUA
Molecule: messenger RNA, 3205 nt
Organism: Durotheca rogersii
Lineage: Eukaryota; Fungi; Ascomycota; Sordariomycetes; Xylariales; Xylariaceae
Product: fungal-specific transcription factor domain-containing protein
Exons: 11
Coding region: 183-2879 (898 amino acids)
Biological process (GO): regulation of DNA-templated transcription; DNA-templated transcription
Cellular component (GO): nucleus
Molecular function (GO): zinc ion binding; DNA binding; DNA-binding transcription factor activity, RNA polymerase II-specific
Source: RefSeq, a predicted model, not a curated record